Molecule: messenger RNA, 1467 nt
Organism: Stegastes partitus (bicolor damselfish)
Lineage: Eukaryota; Metazoa; Chordata; Actinopteri; Pomacentridae
Gene: vti1b
Product: vesicle transport through interaction with t-SNAREs 1B
Exons: 6
Coding region: 137-826 (229 amino acids)
Biological process (GO): macroautophagy; intra-Golgi vesicle-mediated transport; regulation of protein localization to plasma membrane
Cellular component (GO): ER to Golgi transport vesicle membrane; late endosome membrane; endoplasmic reticulum membrane
Molecular function (GO): SNAP receptor activity; SNARE binding
Source: RefSeq, a predicted model, not a curated record
ACGAGGGCCAUCAUGCGGAAGAGUCCCGGGGAUCUGAUUAUCUUCAAGGCAAACCUUCUGGAUUGGAUUAUUUCUGUAUUUUGCAGCUGAAGACAAUACAUUUUAUUAAAACAACUGAGCUACAGUUAACUUCAAAAUGUCGUCGGAGGAGUUCGAGAAGCUGCAUGAAAUCUACAAAUCUCUGUUCGAGGAGCUGAAGCUGAUGCCGGACAGAGCUCUCAAAAUCCACGGAGAGGAGAGGAAGAGGCUGGUGAGGAGCUUCGAUGAGCGGCAGGGGGAGGCUGAGGAAGUGUUACAAGGAAUGGAAGAGGAGCUGCGCGCCGCCCCUCCGUCCUACCGGAACGCUAUGAGCACAAAGCUUCGUCUGUACCGCCGAGAUCUGGGCAAACUGCAGCGGGACAUGAAAAGCUCUGCACCUGGGUCCGGCUUCUCUUCGCAGCCAGGACAAGGAAGUCAUCACGGCAUCUAUUCAUCACAGAAUCAACAAAGUACACACCUGCAGUCCCAGAGGGCUUUGCUCCUCCAGGGCACGGACUCUCUGAACAACGCCAGCCAGAGUAUCGAACGAAGUCAGCGCAUCGCCGCCGAGUCGGAGCAGAUCGGCACAGAUAUCAUCGAGGAGCUGGGAGAACAGAGGGAACAGCUGGACCGAACCAGAAACAGAUUGGAAAAUACUGGAGAGAACCUCAGUCGAAGUAGAAAAAUUCUGCGUGCCAUGUCGCGGCGGCUGAUGACGAACAAGCUGCUAUUAGCCGUCAUCAUUAUAAUGGAGUUGGCUAUUCUGGGAGCUGUGGUUUAUCUGAGGUUCUUCCAACAUAAACACUGAGCUGUGGAUCCAGACUCUCCUCAUCUGUCUCCACUGACUGUCCAGUAGCAAUAAUACUGUUCUGCUGUUUCCAGCCAACUUGUUCCUGUGAUUGCAUCGAGGUGGUGAACAUUUACCUGGAGGGGAUUCUGUCCAUGGGCAGGUGAAGAACGGCUAAUUGUUGAACCUGUUAAUGGACCAAACCCACAGAGACUCUUUGCACUGAUGUUUUCACUGUUUAAUCAGUCUGUUGAUGCCAAUGACGCCCUGCAGGAUGAUGCUACAGACGCCACGGAUGAUUCUCUGGAAGGUUUUGGACAAACAAUCUACUUAUUCCAACAUGUGUAGACUGUGUGGUGACAGUAUUUGUGAAAUGUUACCGAUAGAUGCAGCAGUUUUAAAAGGAUCAAGAUACAUAACUGUUGGAAUUCAGCUGCUUUUUCGCUUUAUCAAACUAAACCACAUAAUAUAAUGAAAUGACACGACACCAGCUGAAUCUGUAGCUGAACGUGAAACCUGGGUUGAGAAAGUCUUAAUACAGAUGCAAUGUUUUUAACAGUUAAUGUCUAUUUACUGUAUAAUACAGAAAUCGCUGUUACAAAUAAGAACCAGAAUUCCUUAUUUGACAGCCUUCACGUCAUUAAAGCUAAUCUUUAACCUCA